Messenger RNA from Metarhizium album ARSEF 1941, 1794 nucleotides. RefSeq names its product Rad21/Rec8 N terminal domain-containing protein. The transcript has a single exon. The record is from RefSeq and is a predicted model, not a curated record. NCBI's taxonomy places the organism in Eukaryota, Fungi, Ascomycota, Sordariomycetes, Hypocreales, Clavicipitaceae. The coding region runs from base 1 to 1794 and encodes 597 amino acids.
AUGCCAGCAAAACGAGUACAACUCAGUGUAACGAAUCAAAGACGGCAGCACAUCACACUCCAAGAUGACCCCAGCUUCGAUCCCAUGGCGAUGCUUCCAGGGUUGGACAAGUUGCUCAACCCUGAAACCCUCUUCAACUUGACGUCAACUCAAGAGUCGGCCGCCAAGUACUCGCAGAUGUCACCGCUUGUCAACGGCAGUGCGGCCAGUGCGGCUACCAGUCGCCGCUCAAGCUUCAUCGGCUUGGAUCUUCCUCCAUCCUCGCACUCCGUGGGAAGCUACCAACUCCCUUUUGAACUUGGCCGUCAUUGUUCUCCAUUCAAUAAAGGCAUCCCUGAAUCAGAAAACAUACCCAAAAUGACUCCGUUCAUAGAAAAUGACUUUGAUCCAAUUUGCGGCGUCGGCCUUGAUUUUGAUGCUGAUGGCAACUUGAUCGGUAUGCUCGACGACGAGCCUGAGCUGCCACCACUGCGUGGCACAAGUCCCGAUCCUCUCCACGAGGCAGGUGUCACAAUGCCGGGAAUUCAGAAUAUAGUGCAUCAGGAUGAUUCAAACUUGGUUGAAGAGCCCAUUCUUGAUUUUGGUGAAGCGGCACUGCCGGAUGCAGAGCUGUUCGCUGCUCCCCCAGCCGUCGAGGAACGCAACACUGACGCACCAACACUGACCACAGAGACCACAGGAAGCAACAGAGUCGUAGCGCCCUGCAGGUCUUCUCAUCGCCGCAAGUUUCAAGAAAUGCUUGACCAAGAUCCUCGGGUUCCACGAGGCGAGUUUCGAAGUUGGACCGAGAACUACGCAACGAACAUGCUCGCCGCUCGGAACAGAAUCAAAGCCACGACACAAGCAAAAGCUAAACAGAACGCACUCGAAAUUCUCUACUUGAAGGGCCUGGGACAUGUGGGAAACUUCCAGAAAGUCUUUGGCGUCGAUCACCCGUUGGCACUCGACUUCGCUGGCACGACUCUCAAGGCCCAUUUACUGGGCCUCAGUGUAGACGACAUCGAGGAUGUUAAUCCGAAGAAGGGCAGACGCCGCAAGUCGCCCGAAGCAUUUGUACACGACGACGACGACAGAAAUAACACCAGAAACGUACGACGUCGCAUAGAAGAUGAGUUGGCGAGAGGAGAAACCCCCGCGUUUACAGACGGCCUCGAUCUCGCUCACGACACAGCCCCAGAGCUCGGCCUGGAGGCCGGCGCAGCGCUCGAAGAUAGACACUCGUCUUCCUUGAUGCCCUGGAGCCGCCAAGGAUCAGCAGCCCCUGGGUCAGCUAGCCGCACCGCGCCGGGAAGUGCCCAGAAGUUCGCCACGGCUCCCAGUCCCCUCCACGGUCGAGCAAGUCUCGUCGGUUCCAUCGACAGACGGAGCGAUCCUAUCGAAGGCUCCCUCGGAGAGCUCGCCGUCUUCGACUCCCAGCUGUCUUCAAUAGAGCGCGAGUCAGGCCUGCUACCGCUGGACUUUGAUGCGGCAAACGACACUCUACCAUCUACCCAAGGGUUGGACACCUCCAGCCAACGGUUCCUGGCCUACGUCGCAAAUCAAAUCCUCGGGGACGGCGUCCCCCGAGCCCGUGGCGCCCAGGAGAAACAUUGGAUUGAUUUCGACAUCCUUGCCAACCCGGACAUUCACACCAAGGCCAUUGCCGCACAAGCCUUCGUCCAUGUACUCUCGCUCGCGACGAAAAAUAUCAUUGCUGUCGAGCAAGAUGGCAUCGAGGACAAGGUACCCUUUGGCGCUCUUCGCGUCGGGCUUACAGACCUCGUCCUUAACGCGGCUGCUGUGAUUGCUGAGUGA